AUCAGCACACAGAACUGGCUUGUUGCACUUGCAGUUAUUUUUGUGCAUUGUCAGUGCAGUUUUUUCAGGUUUUGACAGAUGCUCUGUGAUGAUGUCCUUGGCAGAAGUCUGUUCUCCAGAAAGCAGAGGGAGGCCGAGAGUGCACCAGGAUGGAAACUGUUUGGAAAGGUUCCGCUGAGAGAGAGUCCUCCCAAAAAUUCCAAAACCAUUCAGCAGGAAGGUAACCCAGGCAAUCUCACAUCUGUAUCUACACCCAAUCUCUUAAGUUCAGGGGAGUACGAGACCAAGGUGUCUAAAUCGGGCCAGAGUCCCUCCCUGCCCGCACAGGGCCGACGGAAGAACCUGGAAUUCGAACCAUUGUCCACCACAGCGCUCAUAUUAGAGGACCGUCCCGCGAACCUCCCUGCUAAGUCGGAGGAGGAAGCGCAGCGCCACCGUCAGGAGUAUGAUGAAAUGGUGGCAGAGGCCAAGAAAAGAGAGCUGAAGGAGGCGCAGAAGAAGAAAAAGCAGAUGAAGGAAAGAUUUAAACAGGAGGAAAGCAUCGCUAAUGCCAUGGUGGUUUGGAACAACGAAAUCCUUCCCAACUGGGAGAGCAUGCGUGGCACGCGGCGUGUGAGGGAUCUGUGGUGGCAAGGUCUUCCGCCCAACGUGAGGGGGAAAGUCUGGAGUCUGGCCAUUGGGAAUGAGCUGAACAUAACCUCAGAUUUGUACGAGAUCUUUCUCUCGCGGGCCAAAGAGCGCUGGAAGAGCUUCAGAGAGACCGGCAGUGAGAUGGAGUCAGAUGCAGACAGUGCCGACCGCGAGUCCAGUCUGGAUCUGAUCAAACUGGACAUCUCACGCACAUUUCCACCGCUCUUCAUCUUCCAGAAGGGUGGGCCGUACCAUGAUCUCCUGCACAGCCUUCUGGGCGCUUACACUUGCUACAGACCUGACGUGGGAUAUGUUCAGGGAAUGUCCUUCAUAGCUGCUGUGUUGAUUCUCAACCUGGAGGAGGCUGACGCUUUCAUCGCCUUCGCCAAUCUCCUCAACAAACCCUGUCAGAUGGUUUUCUUCAGAGUGGACCAUGAGCUGAUGCUGAAGUACUUUGCAGCAUUUGAGGUGUUUUUCGAGGAAAACCUCCCGAGACUUUUUAAUCACUUCAAGAGUUCCAACCUCACGCCUGACCUGUAUCUCAUAGACUGGAUCUUCACCCUCUACACUAAGUCCCUGCCGCUGGAUGUGGCGUGUCGGGUGUGGGACGUGUUCUGCAGAGACGGGGAGGAGUUCCUGUUCCGCACGGGGCUUGGGAUUCUGCGGCUCUACGAGGAAGUGCUCCUGCAGAUGGACUUCAUCCACAUCGCUCAGUUCCUGACCAGACUCCCAGAGGACAUGCUGUCCGAACGCCUUUUCAGCUGCAUCGCCAACACUCAGAUGAUCAGCGGCAACAGGAAGUGGAUACAGGUGUUUAAUGCCCUCCUAAAGGAUAAAGAAAUGGAAAAAAGCAGCAGUCCUACAGUGAAAAACUCUUGAACUCUCACCAUUUUUAUAUUUCCAGUUGGCUUUAACUCUCGAUUAGAAGAGAGGAUUGUCUAAAACGGGCUCAAAGAAAUGAAAUGAAGAAAAAGCUUGAAACUUGAUUUCUUUGUAACCGUGCCAGUAUUACUGAAGUUACACAUUUGUAUGAGUUCAAAAUAUAAGCCUUUUAUGAGAAAAUAUUCCACCAGCUUAGUCAUGUACUGUACCGGAUACCAGCAUCAGGCUUUCUCUUAAUAUUCCUCCUUAUGGCGAGAACUGGUGCAUUUGACGUGUGCUGACAUACUCAUUAACUCAUUUUGUAUGCUGAAGCAUGUUCAUUCAGAGCCUGUUUAAUGCACUUGAGAUUUUAAUAAUAGAAUAGUAAGGUUCUGAGAUUUUUAAAAAUGUGAUUUUUUUUUAAGCGGUUUUGUUUUGUAGAACAAGACCUUAAUAAAGUGCAAUAGAAUAUGUCAGAUGCAGUUGAUAAUUCAGGAAUAAUGCAUAUAGUGUGUUGAGAUAUUUGAAAGCAUUUUGCUGCUUCUUGCCGAAGAAUUAUUGCAUUUUUCGUAGUCCUAUUGUGCUACUUUAAUUUCUUCUUUUAAAACA
Messenger RNA from Sinocyclocheilus grahami, 2100 nucleotides. RefSeq names its product TBC1 domain family, member 12b (gene tbc1d12b). The transcript has 13 exons. Bases 79 to 1509 code for a protein of 476 amino acids. Gene Ontology annotation, molecular function: small GTPase binding; GTPase activator activity. Gene Ontology annotation, biological process: regulation of GTPase activity. The record is from RefSeq and is a predicted model, not a curated record. Lineage: Eukaryota; Metazoa; Chordata; Actinopteri; Cypriniformes; Cyprinidae.